Messenger RNA from Phoenix dactylifera (date palm), 1868 nucleotides. Its product is annotated as fasciclin-like arabinogalactan protein 17. Lineage: Eukaryota; Viridiplantae; Streptophyta; Magnoliopsida; Arecales; Arecaceae. The record is from RefSeq and is a predicted model, not a curated record.
GUUAAUUCACCGCUCACGCGGUACCAAAUAAUAAAAGCCAAAGAAAAGAGAAGGGAAAGCAGAGAUAAUACCGCACAGGAGGGAGAGAGGAGAAGGCUUUUGGGUUUCUUCCUCCUCCGGCGCCAUGUAUUCCCAGAUCUAUGGCGGCGCUCCGACGAUCCUCUCUCUUGUUUUACUGAUUUCCGCUGCCGGCGUCUCCUCCGCAUUGCCGGAGAACCCCGUCUCCCGGUCCACAUUGCCCUCCGGCUCCGGCUCCGGCCAGAUCAACUCCAACUCCGUCCUCGUCGCCCUCCUCGACUCCCACUACACCGAGCUCGCCGAGCUCGUUGAGAAGGCCCUCCUCCUCCAAACCCUUGAGGACGCUGUCGGCCGCCACAACGUCACCAUCUUCGCCCCCCGCAACGAAGCCCUGGAGCGCGAUCUCGACCCCGAGUUCAAACGAUUUCUGUUGGAACCCAGAAAUCUCAAAUCCCUCCAGACUCUGAUCUUAUUCCAUGUUAUUCCUACCCGGAUCGGCUCCGAUUCGUGGCCGACAUCGGAACCCGCCCGCCACCGGACCCUCGCCGCCGACCCCCUCCACCUUUCCGGCUCCCGCGAGGCAAAGAGGGUUGACCUCGCCGCCGUGGUCCACCCGGACUCGGUGGUCCGCCCUGACGGCGUGAUUCACGGCAUCGAGCGCCUUCUCGUCCCCCGAUCCGUCCAGGAGGACUUCAACCGCCGGCGCAGCCUCGCCUCCAUCUCCGCCAUUCUCCCCACCGGCGCCCCCGAGGUGGAUCCCCGCACCCACCGCCUCAAGAAGCCCGCCCCUCCCGCCCCUGCCGGCUCCCCGCCGGCCCUCCCUAUCUACGACGCCAUGGCCCCUGGCCCGUCCCUGGCCCCCGCCCCUGCCCCGGGCCCCGGCUCCGGCAAGCACUGGUUCGAUGGCGAGAGCCAGGUCAAGGACUUCAUCCAGACCCUCCUUCUCUACGGCGGCUACAACGAGCUCGCCGACAUUCUGGUAAAUCUCACAUCCUUAGCCACCGAGAUGGGCCGUCUGGUCUCCGAGGGCUACGUCCUCACCGUCCUCGCCCCCAACGACGAUGCCAUGGCGAAGCUGACGGCGGAUCAGCUGAGCGAGCCCGGAGCACCGGAGCAGAUUGUGUACUACCACCUGGUCCCGGAGUAUCAAACGGAGGAGAGCAUGUACAACGCGGUGCGGCGUUUCGGGAAGGUGCGUUACGACACGCUCCGGCUGCCCCACAAGGUGGUCGCGCGGGAGGCUGACGGCUCCGUCAAGUUCGGCCAAGGAGAGGGUUCCGCUUAUCUCUUCGACCCCGAUAUCUACACCGACGGCCGGAUCUCCGUCCAGGGAAUCGACGCCGUUCUUUUCCCGCCGGAGGAGGAGACCCCCGCCGCCGUCGCGCCGACAGCCGCCAGGAAGACCGUCAAGGCCGCCAAGCCAAGGAGAGGGAAGUUGUUGGAACUUGGGUGCCAAAUGUUGGGUGCUUUUGGUCAGCGGGCUCAUUUCACCACUUGCCAGUAGAUAAGAGGGUCUCAGAACAGAAGGUAAUUCGGAUGGAAAAGAACUUAAGGUGUAUCCCCUCCUAAAUUCUUUAAGUAAUAACACGAGGGUUAAAAAAGGAGUGUUGUAUGUUAAAUACUAGAGAGCACAGGUGUCCAUGCGUGUAUAGAAAUGUUUUUGUUGGUUGUCAAUUUCAAAUAAUCAUAACCGUUCAUUGAUAAUUCUUUUUUAUACGGUAUGAUGUGAAAUUUGCUAUACUCGGUUAAUUUUUGCUUGUUUGGAAAAGGGGGGCGGUGUGCAAGCUUAUUAAGCUGGUGGGAGAUGAAUUGUGUAUUAAUAAAGGGGGAAAAAGUUAUUGUUUGGAAAU